GACGCGUUGGCGUUUCUCUCAAGUCGUAUUCGGUCGCGACGCACGUUAACGUAGAAAGACGAGUAGGUGUACCAGCGACUACUUUUCUGGGUUCUAGAUAUAUUCCUUUUGUGGUGACCGAACCAGAGACAGGGUCAGCCAGAGAGUGCCGUAAGAGAGAGGGAGAGAUACGGAGACAGAAAGGCCUAUGGACGAGGAGCUUGAGUUGGAACACGAUAUGGAUGGAUUGAACAGGUUCAUGACGCCGGAGAUGGAUCGCAGGUGAGAAGCCGAACGGGGGAGGGCCAGCUCUUCGUACUGCUCAAAAGGCGCGUUUCAUCUGCUCGUAAGCGGUUUUCUUCUCUCUUUUAGUGGGAAAGUGUUGCUGAGCAACCCGACGCAGGGCAUGGCUCCAAAUGGUCCUUCAAGUGUUUGACAAUUGAACCACAACUUUACUUUCUUGGAAGAUGGAUCUUAAGCUGAGAAAACCCCCAGAAUCAUCAUCACUAUCUUCCUCCUCGAGAAACCUCAAGCCAGACAUGCCGUUCGUCCAAUUUGAUUCUGCAAGUUUGGACCAUGGCGUUCCACGGGAUCAAUCCUUCUCUGAAGUGUUUCCACAGUUUGUCAACCAAUCUCGUGGUGUUUAUGUUCCAGAGACAGUGACAAAAAACGAUCUGGUCAUCGAUUGGAACCCUAGACUUAUGCUGAUCAAUCUCUCAUUCCUCGAACAAAAGAUACACCAAGUGCAGGACGUUGUGCGUUCGAUAAUCAGUCAGGAAGGUCAUGCGUUUGAUAGAGGUAAUGAGUUGGCAGUGCAACAACAGCUUGUCACAGCAGAUCUAACUUACAUUAUAAUUCAGUUGAUCUCUACGGCUGGCACUCUUCUUCCCAACAUUAAAAAUGCACUUCUUUCGACUGAUCCUGCUGUCGAUCGGCCGGAUAGUGGCAUGGGCAUGAACACUAACCUGUCCUCAGGAGGUGGUCAGAAACUGAAUGAGAUCUUGCCUCAAGAGGUUGCUAAAUCUUGCGAGUAUGAUGAGUUGAUAAAAGACUUUAAUGCUUGUGUUGGUGAAGGAGGUGAGCUGAUCAAAGGCUUGAAUCAUGCUGGAGAUGAAUUAUCAGAGUCUAUGCCGAUCGACGACCAUGAUGUGAAGGACUAUGAUGAUGUUAUGGACGGAGAGAACCUUCCCCCUGGUUCAUAUGAGGUACUGCAACUGGAGAAAGAGGAGAUUUUGGCACCACAUACCCAUUUCUGUAUGAUAUGUGGAAAGGGGUUCAAGAGGGAUGCAAACCUGAGGAUGCAUAUGAGAGGGCACGGUGACGAGUACAAGACUCCAGCUGCUCUCGCUAAGCCAAGCAAGGAGGCAAGUUCAGUACCAUCAAUAAUCAGGAGAUAUUCAUGUCCUUUUGUUGGUUGUAAGAGGAACAAGGAGCACAAGAAGUUCCAGCCUCUCAAGACUAUCCUCUGCGUGAAGAACCACUACAAGAGAAGCCACUGCGACAAGAGUUACACCUGCAGUCGAUGCAAAACUAAGAAAUUUUCUGUCAUUGCGGACCUGAAAACACAUGAGAAGCACUGUGGCAGAGACAAGUGGAACUGCUCUUGUGGCACUACUUUUUCAAGGAAGGAUAAAUUGUUUGGGCAUGUUGCUCUCUUCCAAGGUCACACACCUACCAUUCCCAUAGACGAUGCAAAAGUCUCAGGAACACCAGAUACAGCUCAGAGCAGCGAAGCAACAAAUGGAAUGGUGGGGAAUGUGGGCUUCAAUUUUUCUGGGAACAGCCCGAAUGAUGGUCAGAGCCUCGAUAUAAAAAGUGCUGCUUAUAGCCAGGGUUACUUCUCACCCAUGAAUUUUGACGCAUGCAACUUCAGUGGUCUUGACGAAUUCCCUCGUUCAGUAUAUGAAGUUUCUGAAAGCCCUUUCUCCUUCCUUUCGACUGGUUCUUGCAGCUUCAUGCAAAGAAAUGGAGAAAAUUAGUUCCAGUUGGGACGGACAGAUGAAUGAUAUAGAACGAAGCCUCUAUAUAUCUAGUUUGAUAAGCUGUUAUGAUGUAUGGUUGAAGUGGAUUGCUCAGUAUCAGCAUGUAGGGUGGAUGGUGAAAAGGGUUACCCUAUUUGAUGUACUGAUCCUUUGUGGCUGGAACUUUGAACUUUGAACUUUGAUUUUAUUA
Molecule: messenger RNA, 2151 nt
Organism: Zingiber officinale
Lineage: Eukaryota; Viridiplantae; Streptophyta; Magnoliopsida; Zingiberales; Zingiberaceae
Product: zinc finger protein STOP1 homolog
Exons: 2
Coding region: 447-1958 (503 amino acids)
Biological process (GO): response to aluminum ion; response to acidic pH
Source: RefSeq, a predicted model, not a curated record